Spodoptera littoralis (African cotton leafworm) is the source of this 753-nucleotide messenger RNA. Lineage: Eukaryota; Metazoa; Arthropoda; Insecta; Lepidoptera; Noctuidae. The record is from the annotation of a GenBank genome assembly.
AUGAGUUUCCAAAAUAAAGUAGUGAUUGUGACUGGUGCCAGCUCUGGCAUUGGAGCAGCAACUGCCAUCAAGUUUGCAGAAGAAGGAGCUAAAGUAGCCUUGGUGGGCAGGAACCAAGAGAAACUAAACAAUAUCGCGAAAAAAUGUGGUAAUCCCUUAAUUAUCACUGCUGAUAUUACUAAAGAUGAAGACGCCAAAAGGAUUAUUGAAAAGACCUUAAGAAAUUUUGGAAAAAUUGAUAUUUUAGUAAACAACGCUGGUAUUGGUAGUAGUUCUAAUAUUCUAGAUGAAGGAGUUCUACAAAUAUAUGAUAAAAUAUUAUCUACAAACCUACGCUCAGCAAUUGUUUUGACGCACCUCGCUGCACCACAUAUAGUGAAAACAAAAGGUAACAUUGUGAAUAUAUCAAGCGUUGCUGGUCAUCGCAUGAUUCCUGAGUUUUCUGCUUACUGCACAGCUAAAGCAGGUUUAGACCACUUCACCAGAGCUGUAGCACUUGAACUAGCUCCCCACGGCGUUCGUGUCAAUGUGAUUAAUCCCGGACCUGUAAAAACAGAUAUAAUUGAAAAUUCUGGAGCAACAAAAGAAAUGUCGGAUGCUGCUUUCGAUCGUAUGCGAACGAGGACUGCACUCUCAAGAAUUUCAGAACCCGGUGAGGUAGCCGAUUUAAUUUUGUUUGUAGCCAGUGACAAAUCUAAAGCUAUUACAGGAUCAUCUAUUGUGACUGACAAUGGAAUGAUGUUAAAACCUUGA